Molecule: messenger RNA, 8251 nt
Organism: Oreochromis aureus
Lineage: Eukaryota; Metazoa; Chordata; Actinopteri; Cichliformes; Cichlidae
Product: reticulocyte-binding protein 2 homolog a-like
Exons: 14
Coding region: 1-1485 (494 amino acids)
Molecular function (GO): protein binding
Source: RefSeq, a predicted model, not a curated record
AUGUGUUCGUAUUGUGGGGCUCAAGAGAGACAAGACCGAGUGAGACAAGAACGAGAGAGACAAGAACGGGAGAGAGAAGAACGAGAGAGACAAGAACGGGAGAGACAAGAAAGAGAGAGACAAGAACGAGAGAGAGAAGAGCGAGAGAGACAAGAACGAGAGAGACAAGAACGAGAGAGAGAACGAGCAAGACAAGAACGAGAAAGACAGGAACGAGAGAGACAGGAACGAGAGAGAGAACGAGCAAGACAAGAACAAGAGAGACAAGAACGUGAGAGAGAAGAACGAGAGAGAGAACGAGCAAGACAAGAACAAGAGAGACAAGAACGCGAGAGACAAGAACGAGAGAAACAAGAACGAGAGAGACAAGAACGCGAGAGAGAAGAACGAGAGAGAGAAGAGCGAGAGAGAGAACUAGAGAGGGAAAGGGAGAGAGAGAAGGCUAAAAAGCUACAAAAGGAAAGACAAGAAAAGAUGAAAGCUGAUUUACGGCAGAAAAUUGAUUCCCGAGACCACAAGAUGGCCGAAGUCAAAUCAUCUGAAAUAAACUGCAAUGGUAGCUUGGAUGCCGAAUGGCUGGAGAUCAACAGUUUCUUCUCUCAGGUGAUGAAAAUUGUGGAGGAUGCUAAAGAGAAAGCAUGCCAGGCUCUGGAGGACAGGAGACGGAAAGUGAAAAGAGAAGCACAAGAUCUCACCCAGGAGCUGCAAAGAGAAAUUGAUGUGCUCAAAAAAGCCACUGAUGACCUAGACAACAACCCAGACUUGGAGCUUUCUCCUGUAACAGGCCUGAAAGAAUCUGCUGACUGGAAAAAUUUAUGUGACAACACUUCACUCUCCUUCGGGACACUGCGAGGUACGACUUCAGCCAUGAUGAAGCAAAUUGACCAGGAAAUAGAAAAACACGCAUCCAAAGACCUCAAGAGGAUUUCUACAUUUGCAGUGGACGUGAAGCUGGACCCGACUUCUGCACACUCAAGUCUUGUAAUUUCUGAUAAUGGGAAAAAAGUGAGAAAUGGUGGAAAAACAGCAAAAGAUCCUGAUUCUCCCCAGAGGUCUGAUAUGUUUGGAAGUGUCCUGGGGCUCAACAGGCUGAAAUCAGGGAGAUCAUACUGGGAGGUGGAGGUCAGCAACAAGACCGGGUGGGAUCUGGGUGUGGCCAGAUGUGAUGGUUAUCGCAAGGGGAAAUUUUCAGUGAACCCUGACAAAGGUUACUGGGUUACUGCACAUUAUGGAGACAAAAAAUAUGCAGCCCGGACAAUACCGCCUGUGAACCUUUCAUUUAAAGGGAAACCUCGGAAAGUCGGGGUGUUUGUAGAUUACGAGGAAGGUCUCGUGUCCUUUUACGAUGUGAUGUCUCAGUCUCACAUCUACUCAUUUACUGAGUGUUCAUUUGGUGGUGAGAUCCUCCCGUACUUCCGUCUUCCUCUGAAACCAGAUGAGAAAAACAGCGAUCCUUUGAUUAUCUCUGCUAUGGAAAAGCAAUAGUAAUCACAUGCACAGGUUUUGGAGCAAUGCAUCAGUUAUAGGCAUUAUAUACAUUAAGGUGGGAAUUUGAUUGCCUGGGUUUCCAUAUUCUUUUCUUAUAAUAAUAACAUGAAUCAAUGAAGGUACAAUAAAGGCAUGGGUUUUAGAGUUUUCUUUUAUGCACUAUAUAGCAAUGCUAGCAAUGCAAAUGUAUACAUAUUAUGGGGAUGCACUCUAAAUACUGUUAAUUACGAUUAUGUGCAAAGAUGAUGAUUUAAUAAGUCUUCUCUUGUUAUUGGUUGUGUUCAUAUAAACCAGUGUUUCCCAACCUUUUGGAGUCACAGCACAUAUUUCACAUUAGAAAAAUCCCAAGAUCCACCACCUAUUGACACCCUGCCAUAUCUAGGUGUGUGUCAACAUGUUAAGGUUGGCACGUUAAGCAUGUUGUUUCCAGAGCUGCACCUUUCAACAAAAUCCCAUAUAUUUUACUUGUGAGCAAUUUGUUAUUUCAGCCUUAUAUUCGUGUGUUCAGGUCAAUCAGAUGUUCAAAUAUAUCUGCCAGAUACGGCAGUCUUCUAAUCCACUCGUCACUUGAGAGUAACUUGACAUCCUUCUGAUUUGUGAAAAACACUUUAAGUUCUUGAUUCUUGCAGUCUUGGCAACAAGUACUUCCCCAUGCAGAAAACAAUGCAUUGAAAUGACAUUGCUCUUUCAGUCUGUUUACAAAUCCUUUAGUGUGCCCAAGCAUGGCAGCUGCUCCAUCGGUGCAAACAUGUAUGCAUUUUUGCAAUUCAGCAACUUGUUAUCUUUAAGUGCUUUAUUGCUCUUAUUGGUGGUUUUCCUCAUUAAAGCUGCCUGCAUCUCAGUCUGUUCACGCUUGAAGUGAUGGGUGUUUUGUCUGGAGAUGGUGUUUAAGUUUGCUUGGAACCGUGGCACUGUUUGACUUCCCCGCGCACCAGGCGUAGCAGAAUGGGCUCAGUUGAUUCUCCAGUGUAUGAGAAUCCAAAGGCAAGAUAAUGUUAACUGUAUGGUCAUGAGUUUACUUUUUCUUUUGCUUUCUUCCACUAUUAAUGCCGGGGCCAUCUGGGUUGGAAUUCUCUUUAGGACCCAGGUCGGAUUGACUACUUUUUGUUUUCAGUUAUUUAGUAAUCGCUAUUCCCUGCAGUGUUGUCUCACUCGCAGCAUGACUUUGUACUUUUCUAUUUCUUCUUCAUCUUCAUCUUGCUGGUGGUAAGGGCAGUAAAUUAAGUGGAUGUGGUGGAUGAGAAUGUAAAUGUUCUGCCUGUCACAACACGCCACUGGCUAAGAGUACCAAUCAGGUGAAAUUGGAUAAACUUCUAUGGCACACUUGAUGAUUUCUAAUGGCAUACUUAUGUUCCGUGGUUGGGAAAAGCUGAUUUUAACCACUACCUCAAGCAUUUAGUCUAGAAGAUGCUUAAUUCCACAGAUCCUCCUUGUUACUCCACACAUCUGUUAAACAAUUUGUCUCACUGGGCAUUUUAGAUACUGUAAACUGAAGCUUUUUCAACUGUAGUCUACAUGAGUCACUUUAAAUAAUCCAUUUACAGCAUAUAAGCAAUAUGUUUUACAUAGAUAUACACAAGAACAAAUAAACUUCUAUCUAGGGAAUAUUUUUUAAUAUUUUAACUGGGUUUGUAAUGAUAAAAGAAUGAAAUAUGUUUAAGAUUUUAGUUUUAUUUAUUUUGUAGUUUGAAUAAAUCCAAACCUUAAUGAAACCAGCUGUAUAUUGUCUCCUUUACUCUUCCUUCAGCCCUAGGAGUGCAGUGGAUCAUUAAAGACACAUAAGGGUUACUUCACAUGCAUGGAUCAUUAGUUUGUCAGUUUGUUGGUGGGGGCAGCAGCAUGACCGCGGGGCCUUCAAGCAACAAAUUAAAGUGAGCCUUAAUCAAAUCCAGAUGAUUGGUUAUAACUAAAAGAUAAAAAGAGGAAGCAAGUAAAGGAUGUUGCAGUACUUUUAACCCACCAGAGCACCAGGUGAUAUCAGUCCUCCACAGCAACAAGGAAAGGUUCACGGUCAUCCAGAUCAGUGCAGCGGAAGUACCUUCAAUUAAAGGCAACUGGACUGCUUUAAGUUUCUUGAAGUCAAAGUCAAAUGUAUUUAUAAAGCACAUAUAAAAAAACAACUGUUUACAGGUAAAAUGAGAUUCAUUGUCUUGAUCACCAUCAUCGUCACUGUAGCCCUUAUUGUCGGGGGCAGCAGCAUGACCGCACGGGCUUUAUCACCGUGUCAGGAAAAAAGUCCAGAAAGUCAUCAUGAAGAAUUUGUAAGCAGACACAUCCUUCAAGAGGAAUUUGACAGAAAUUCCCUAGAUGCUUGGAAAAGGUAUUUGAAAAAAGAACACCUCUGGUGCAGAACUACAGUGCAGUCGUUCCUCAAUAAAAGUGAUCUGGAGAAUGUGAACAGAAUCUGCAGCAGAGACGGUCGACGCUUAAGCAAGACGGAUAACUAUGCAGGGAACUUGUGCAUAAGCAACUCAGAGAUGCUGAUAUAUGACAUCGCAUCCAGGAAAAGGAACAAAGACUGUAAAAUUAAAAUUGGUGCAAGGAAAAGGGUUGUGAUUGUGGCAUGCAACAAGGUUGGAAACCAAUGUCUCCCUGUUCAUUUUCAGAAAUAUGAACACCAAACAGCAAGCAAUAUACCCUGCAGUCCUGCAAGGAAUUUCAGUAUUGUGGUAGAAUAGCUUUCCAUGGAUUAAUUUCUUUAUUCAUCAACUUUGGAUUGUGUUAGUGCUUUAACCCUUUAUUUACCAAGUAGCAACUUAUUUGGUAAUUUUGGCUGUAAAGGGGUCUGAAAUCAUACUAUAUGUGAAUGCUUUUGCCAUUUUCUUUUCAGAAUAACCUCAGCUUUCAAUAUUUGGCAGUCAUUCUACAUCACUGUAUUGUUAUGGCAAUGCAACAACAGUUUUAAGUGGGAAAAAAAUAAAUUAAAAAAGGAUCAGACUUAUAGUUAAGUGAAAACUGAUUUUCAACACGAACCAAAUGUAACACAACAUCAAGUUUAAAUAUGAACUAUACUAAAUACAGUGUAUAAAAAAGUGUUUAAACCUAGAUCACUUCUCUCUAGCUCAAAGAGUUACAGUAGUACGAAGCCCAUGUGGUAAAUUCUAGGCAGAGUUGAGUUUUCUUUCUGUGUUCAGAAAGCAUUAGCUUGUAAACGCUUUGUGCUACCAUAAUGCACUAAAUAUCCCCAUAAAGCUCAGCUUCUCUUCUUUUUGAAACCAUUCACAUUUUUUCUCUAGCAUAAACGAUGACACAAUUACAGUCAUUUAAAUAUUGCUUGGAAAAUGGUGAAUAAAGGGUUAAUGAAUUUUGCUUUAGUUUUCUUUUUGAUCCAUUAUUGAAAUAAGAAUCAUAAAGAGUUUGAUAACAAAUGCAGCAUCCAAAUUUCUAAUAUUUAAUCUGUGUAAGAAACAUCGGUUUAAUGAUUACUUCUAACUAGUUGUAUAAUAUUUGGAUUUUAGCAGUACUUAGUUUGUAGUUGUGUUUUUGACAGUAAGACCACUCUCACUUGUAUCUUUCAAAAUAAGAACUGAUGUUUUUGUAUUUGUAUCCACAAGAACAGAAUGGUGUAACUUUGUUCCUGUGUAUUAAAUAAAGUAGUGUAGCACAGCAACACGAUCUUGAUUUUGGUUUGCUACAAUAAAGAAAAUAUACUUGAAAUGUCUAUAAGUUUCUGUGUUUGCUUCAAAACCUUAAAACCACAUGAAAAAACCUUCUAGUCAAGCAAACAAACAACCGGUCAAACUUAAUUUACAUCCAUAUUUGUUCAUAAUCGCAAAACUCUACUUUAGUGGCAAUAAGUAGUUGAAAAAAACAUAGUUACAAUCUCCUCUCGUAUGUUUAUGUCAUAAAAGUCAUAAAGUGUUUUAUGUUAUUGGGCAUUUGUGUGGACUACUUCAUGAUAAGCAAAGACCAGCUGGUGUCUGCUGCGCUUCCUAUUUUUCUGCAUUAUGAUUCACCCACAGUGACCCAGAUUUUGAAUGUCACACAUAUAGUACAAGAAUGUACUUCUUCAAAUACACAGAUAAAACUUGGGAUGUUGGCCGCAGUCAACUUGUGUGAGGAAACGGUCACAUGUUUCCCUUCACAAUAAUUUACUGGUAAUGAAUGAAUAAGAAAGUUGUUUUGUUUUGUUUUUUGUUGCUCGCUCUCGGGCACCCUCCCUGGGCCUGGCUCCAGGGUGGGGCCCUGGUAACCCUAUCCCAGGCAAAAGCCCCCAGACAACAUGGCUUCUAAGAUCCCUGGGACAUACAAACCCCUCCACCACAAUAACAUAUCAAUUGGUGAAGAGGUCUUGUCAUGUCUGCAAAAUUGUUCCAAAAUGAAAGUUGUCCCAAGCAUGAGAUGUGACCUCGAUGUCAGCUUGAUAUUUCUCUUGAAGUCACCUGGACGACUUUGUAAGACUUGUUUAGCAAAAUAAGCCUUAUGUUAAGAAAUGACUUAUAUUAUCUUUAUAUCAAGCACUGCAAUAUGAAUCAAUUGAACGAAUACCAAGAAAAAAAGUCAAAAUCAUCACCUUCUCCUCUGAAUCCCACUUUUCAUUCUACCAACUACACAUCCAAGCCCUUGCCUCACAGUGUUGGUAAUGCUGUGCUCUGUGACCAGACUUCCAUACCUCAGGAGCAUCGUGAUAACAUGAUCAUUGUUGAGCCGGAAAAUCUUGCCUUGAUUUUGGACUAGUUUUAUUGUGUUUUUUUUUUUUUAUCUGGGAAAAGAUUAUUAGUCUUAAUUAAAAUACUAACUGAGGAAGACAGAAAAUCUUAGCGCAGAAAUUCUAACAGACUAGAGCACCUGUACCUGUUCAUCCGUCUCUGUCUCUCUAACUCCCUGUUCAUUUUCAAAAAUAUGAGAACCAAACCCCAAGCAAUGUACCCUAUAGUCCUGCAAAUAUUUUCAGUAUUGUGGUAGAAAAGCUUUCCACAGCCAGACUAAUGAUUUGUUUCAGAGUUUUGAUAAACCAGCAGAACCAGCAUCAAGACACAUCGCAUCCCAGUACUGGUGAACUACAUAUGUAAACCCACAUCUGUAUGCCUAUAAUACAGUUAGUUAGUCUCCUCGAGGUCUGGUACAGUAGUAAUGUGAGAAAAAUCAAACAUGUUCAGUUUCAUAUACUCAUAACCUGAAAUCAGUCCAUUUCCACUGCAGUUCUUUUUGAUGAUGCACUGUUUUUGCUUCCUUUUCUUUGCCUUUCGACUGUUUUGAUUCCUGUUAUUUGGAGAACUGUGAUGAGUUAUGACUAAAAGAUAAAAAGAGGAAGUGGGUAAAGACUGCUGCAGUAAUUCUAACACACUAGAGCAACAGGAUUAUCAGUUCUCCACAGCACAACAACAAAGAAAGAUAAAAUGAGAUUCAUUGUCUUGAUCACCAUCAUUGUCACUGUAGCCCUUAUUGGUGGGGGCAGUAGCAUGAUUGGAGAGCCUUCAUCACCGUGUCAGGACAAAAGCCCCAAAAGUCAUUAUAAAGAAUUUCUCAGCAGACACAUCCUUCAAGAGGAAUUUGACAGAAAUUCCCUAGAUGCUUGGAAAAGGUAUUUGAAAAAAGAACACCUCUGGUGCAGAACUACAGUGCAGUCGUUCCUCAAUAAAAGUGAUCUGGAGAACGUGAUCAGAAUCUGCAGCAGAGACGGUCGACGCUUAAGCAAGACGGAUAACUAUGCAGGGAACUUGUGCAUAAGCAACUCAGAGAUGCUGAUAUAUGAAGUCAUAUCCACAAAAAGCAACAACGAUUGUAAAAUUACAGUUGGUCCAACUAAAAGGGUUGUGAUUGUGGCAUGCAACAAGGUUGGAAACCAAUGUCUCCCUGUUCAUUUUCAGAAAUAUGAACACCAAAGAGCAAGCAAUAUACCCUGCAGUCCUGCAAGGAAUUUCAGUAUUGUGGUAGAAUAGCUUUCCACAGUCAGACCAAUGAUUCUGUGACAAACUUUAUUUGUUGCUAUACUGAUGAUUAAAAUUUCAUGAUGAGUUAAGAUUAAUUUCUAAAUUCAGUGACUUUGGAUGGUGUUAGUGGUAAUUAUGAAUUUAGUUUUCUUUUUGAUCCAUUAUUAAAAUAAGAAUCAUACAGAGUUCAAUAACAAAUGCUGCAUCCACAUUUCUAAUAUUUAAUCUAUGAAAGAAACAUCUGAUUGAUGAGCACUUCUAACUAGCUGUAUAAUAUUUGGAUUUUGGAACUACUUGGUUUGUACUUGUGUUUUUGACUGUAUGACCACUCCCACUUGUAUCUUUCACAAGAAAAACUUUCACAAUAACUUUGAGUUCCCUUUCUUCCUGUUUCUUAAAGAAAGAAGUGUAACAGGAAACGGUCUAUUUGCUGUUAGACAUACGCAAGCAAAUGUUUGUGGUCACUAUGUCCUCAGCCAAUUUAUUUUUAAUUUGUAAAUUCUUGAUUUUGGUUUGUGAAAAUUGAAAAAUAUACAUGAGGUGUAUUUAAGUUUCAGUGUUUGUCAGUUAAAUAAGUUAGCACAACCAGGCGAGACCAGGCCUUGGCUCAUAUGUUUUGAGGCCGGGGAUUUGACAUUACUGAGAAUCAGUUUCAGUUUUAAAUGCUGUUUCUUGCUAUAGCUACUCUGACCGUCCUCUGAACUUCCUUUUUUUUUUUUUUAUUAAAUUUUAGGCACGUAUUCUUGUCUUGGUAAAAUGUUCAUCAGCUGUUCUGACUUUCCAGCUUUCAUCUCAAUUAAAUAUAAAACCUUCAUUACCAUUACAUUACCAGGAACUUAUGAUAUCCUUACAGUUACUCAAAUAAACAUAUCAGAAACUUGUGUAACCUA